Molecule: messenger RNA, 2140 nt
Organism: Drosophila ananassae
Lineage: Eukaryota; Metazoa; Arthropoda; Insecta; Diptera; Drosophilidae
Product: ATP-dependent zinc metalloprotease FtsH-like
Exons: 1
Coding region: 21-1859 (612 amino acids)
Biological process (GO): protein catabolic process; proteolysis
Cellular component (GO): plasma membrane
Molecular function (GO): ATP-dependent peptidase activity; metalloendopeptidase activity; zinc ion binding
Source: RefSeq, a predicted model, not a curated record
GUAUUUAGUUAGAAAUAGAAAUGAAAAAAUUUUUAGAAGGCUUAUUGAUCUGGUUAGUAAUUAUUGUUCUUAUUUCAGUUGCUUAUAUUCAGUUCAGCGGAAAUGUAGGUAAAAGUAAAACAAUUAUACCUUUUUCGGAAUUUUUAACUAGACUAGAAGACAAUGAUGUAGAAAAUAUUGUCAUAAAAAACCAGAGCAUUGAAGGCAAGUUCAGGGACGGUUCAAGUUUCAAUUCAAGCGGUGUCAUAUAUAGCGACCUAAUAAAAAAUUUACAUGAUAGAAAAGUGAGAUUCUCCUUUUCAACUGGAGAUUCUGCCAUGAACGUAAUUGGUGGAUUACUUAUCUCAUGGGUCCCAACAUUUAUCUUUAUUGGCUUCUUGCUAUUCUUUCUUAAACAAACACAAGCGGGGGGCAACAGAACUAUAAGCUUUGGCAAGUCAAGGGCUAGACUCAUGACUAGUGGAAAAAAAGUAACAUUUGAUGAUGUUGCCGGAAUUGAUGAAGCAAAAGAAGAGCUAGUAGAGAUCGUUGAUUUUCUUAAACAAAGGCAAAAAUUUCAAAUAUUAGGUGGAAAAAUACCAAAAGGGUGCCUUUUGAUUGGCUCUCCUGGAACUGGUAAAACUUUACUUGCUCGUGCAAUUGCAGGAGAAGCUAAUGUGCCAUUCUUUAGUAUUUCUGGAUCUGAUUUUGUUGAAAUGUUUGUGGGUGUUGGUGCAAGUCGUGUUCGUGAUAUGUUUGAUCAAGGCAAGAAAAAUGCUCCUUGUAUAAUUUUUAUAGAUGAAAUAGAUGCGGUGGGUAGACAUCGUGGCAUUGGUCUUGGUGGCGGCAAUGAUGAAAGAGAACAAACAUUAAAUCAGUUAUUAGUUGAGAUGGAUGGCUUUGAGUCUAAUGAAGGUGUAAUAAUAAUUGCUGCGACUAACCGUCCGGAUGUCUUAGAUCCAGCACUGCUUAGACCUGGUCGUUUUGACCGACAGAUUACUAUUUCUUUACCCGAUAUAAAUGGGCGUGAAAAGAUAUUAAAUACUCAUAUAAAGAAAAUAUCAAUAGCACCAGAUGUAAACGUGAAAACAGUUGCAAGAGGAACACCAGGUUUUUCAGGGGCUGAUCUAGCAAAUUUGGUGAAUGAAUCUGCACUUAUCGCUGCAAGAAGAAACAAGAAGAUUGUUACCAUGGAUGAUUUCGAAUAUGCACGUGAUAAAGUGAUGAUGGGCGUAGAAAGGCGAUCUCUCAUUAUGACAGAAGAGGAAAAGAGACUGACUGCAUACCAUGAAGCUGGUCAUGCGAUGAUUGCUGUUAAUAUGCCUGCUUCUGAUCCUAUACACAAGGCAACAAUUAUUCCACGCGGUAGGGCACUCGGUUUAGUUAUGAGACUACCAGAAACAGAUAGAGUGUCCCUCACAAGAGAAAAGAUGCUAGCAGAUAUAACUGUUGCAAUGGGUGGAAGAGUGGCAGAAGAGCUAAUUUUUGGCUACGAUAAAGUCACAAGCGGUGCAUCUUCGGAUAUAAAACAAGCAUCUGAUUUAUCACGCGCUAUGGUAACAAAAUGGGGAAUGAGUGACAAAAUAGGCCCGAUCUAUCACAAUCGCGAACAAACCAUACAUGGUUCUGAGAUAAUUUCUGAAGAUACGUUAAAACUUAUAGAUGAAGAAGUGAAGAAAGUUGUAUCUUCUUGCUAUGAAAAAGCAAAAGACAUUUUGACCAAGCAUAAGAAAGGCUUAGAUCUCAUUGCCGAAAAUCUACUGGAGUUUGAAACUUUAACAGGAGAUGAAAUAAAGGACAUAUUAAAUGGAAAAAAAAUUGUUAGAGAGGAAAAUGAGAAGAAUGAGAAAAUAAAAAAAUCCUCUCUCUAUGAGAGUUGACCUCAUCUUAAAAAUGCUAAUCAGCUAACGCUGCAAUAAAACAUUCAGAAUUGUAACUGUCAAUAUAAAUUGUAUUAAAAUAUUCAUAAUAUUGCAUUUUCAUCACAAUAAUGCUAUCAUUCAGUUAGUAUUAAUGUUUAAUGAGGUGUGAGUAAUGAUUGAUAUAGCUUCUAUUGGUGUAAGUACAGUUAUUGAUCAGAAUUAUAGAAGAAAAGCACAAUUAUGUUUAUCAGGAUUAUUUGUAACUGUGUCAAUAGCAACUGUUACCUGGUUUAUUUUCC